AUGGGGAACUUGUUGGAAGCUGAGAACUUGCUUGUUGGGGCUGAGAACUACCAGUUCACCCUCAUUGACUGGGGAAUGUCAGGGGUCACAGAGAAGGUCUGGAUCCGGGAAAACCUGCCAAAGUCCUUACUGCCAAAAUCCUUUCUUGAGUCGCAGGGCAUCCAGCAGCUGCUCCAGGCCGAGAAGCGGGCCGCCGAGAAGGUGUCCGAGGCCCGCAAGCGAAAGAACCGGAGGCUGAAGCAGGCCAAAGAAGAAGCCCAGGCUGAAAUUGAACAAUACCGCCUGCAGAGGGAGAAGGAGUUCAAGGCCAAGGAAGCUGCGGCUCUGGGAUCCCACGGCAGUUGCAGCACUGAAGUGGAGAAGGACACCCAGGAGAAGAUGACCAUCCUUCAGACCUACUUCCGGCAGAACAGGGAUGAAGUCCUGGAUAACCUCUUGGCCUUUGUCUGUGACAUCCGGCCAGAAAUCCAUGAGAAUUACCGCAUAAACGGAUAAGGGAAGAGCGCUGUGCCGUGGAUUGGCAUUUUAGAUGCCUUCAUAGAAUAUGAGGCUUUAGCAAGGCUUGGGUUAUAUUCUUGUGAAAAGGCAUUAAAUUAUUUCUGUAUAUUAAAAAAAA
Messenger RNA from Balaenoptera ricei (Rice's whale), 616 nucleotides. RefSeq names its product V-type proton ATPase subunit G 1-like. The coding region runs from base 1 to 495 and encodes 164 amino acids. NCBI's taxonomy places the organism in Eukaryota, Metazoa, Chordata, Mammalia, Artiodactyla, Balaenopteridae. Gene Ontology annotation, biological process: proton transmembrane transport. The transcript has 2 exons. Gene Ontology annotation, cellular component: vacuolar proton-transporting V-type ATPase complex. Gene Ontology annotation, molecular function: proton-transporting ATPase activity, rotational mechanism. The record is from RefSeq and is a predicted model, not a curated record.